AUGCGAAUUCAAUGGCAAUUAAGGUCAUAUUUAAUGUUGACGUCAGGAUUCUUUUAUUUAAUUAAGCCGGUUAUCGUGACGUUGUUGGAAGACGAUGACGUAGCUGUAAUGAUAUCAGGAACAUCGAAAUUGCCUUUUCACGUCGAAUACGAGAAAUUAGAUCAGCAUAUCUGUUCGAUAAUGAUUCACUGUUAUUAUUACUCCUUGCGCCAACAUGUUUAUGCGCUUCUAGACACGCUGGAGAACAUUGAUAAAGACAGUGAUGUUAAUUUUUUCCUGAAAUUAAACAAAAUAGAAGACAACAAUUGCAGUAUAGCGUUGAGUUGUUUACGAAAACACCUCAAUGUGUUAGAAUUCGCCAAACUUAUCGAAUCUACGUUACGUGUAUUUCUGAUCAGCGUUAAUUUUAAUAUGAUUAUCAGUCUAUGUGGUAUACACAUAUUGAUGAGUUUAGAAGGAAGUGCGAAGGAUAUUGCAGGGCCUGUCACUAUCUACCUUGCACAACUCUUUCAUCUGUUUUUGCAUUUUUGGCAAGCUCAAUUUCUGUUGGAUUACAGCGCUUUUUUUUGCGAAUCUGUUUGCAGAGCAAAUUGGUAUUACACUUCGAGGCGAUGUCAGAAACUAUUUCUCUUGAUCAUGAAUAGAAUGACAUUACCUUGUACAAUGACCGCUGGCAAACUCAUGACUCUGUCCAUCGAAAACUUCGGCAUGGUAAAUAAGACUGUAAUAAUCUUUAAUUUUUUUUAUCGCUACAAUUACUGUUUACUGAGAUAAACAUUUUACUUUUUUAAAGGUUGUGAGAACUUCAUUGUCUUAUCUCGCAGUGUUCCGUUCUUUUCGACAAUAAUGGUA
Messenger RNA from Linepithema humile (Argentine ant), 852 nucleotides. The record is from RefSeq and is a predicted model, not a curated record. Lineage: Eukaryota; Metazoa; Arthropoda; Insecta; Hymenoptera; Formicidae.